Molecule: messenger RNA, 11330 nt
Organism: Aphanomyces invadans
Lineage: Eukaryota; Oomycota; Saprolegniomycetes; Saprolegniales; Verrucalvaceae
Exons: 14
Coding region: 13-11124 (3703 amino acids)
Biological process (GO): protein ubiquitination
Molecular function (GO): ubiquitin-protein transferase activity; zinc ion binding
Source: RefSeq, a predicted model, not a curated record
CCUCGGGCCAACAUGGACGACGAAGAGCUCGCCCGUCUGCUUGGUCUGUUGAGCGAUAGAACAGCGCUCACAGGAGAUUUCGUAUCCCCCGCGCACCAUCCCAAGGCGUUCGCACAGACGACGAACGCCACUGGCAAUGGGGACGCCAGGAAGCACACCACUGCACAAGCACGAGUGCAAAGCAAUUAUCCUCGACGAGAUAUUCCCACCCCCUGUUCAUGGUACACAGAUUGCCCCGUGAUGGAUGAGGUUGACCAUUUUCGGCGCUUUGUUGAUCAUGUCGCGACUGAACGGGAGUGGGAACAUGUACGCCGUGCUGAUUUUGCGAAGUGUCGGUCCCAGCUGUCCACGCCAGAAGGUCAAGGAACAGCACGAGCUAUAAAUUCUGAUGCGCUACCAUCAUCCUUGAGCUCGUCCAAAAGUCUUCACCGUUUGGACGACAUCCCGCCUCGAGAGUGGCCGCACGUUCCUGGAAGAGAUGUGUCAUCAUGGGAUCAGGUCGUCGCGGACGUCAAUGCUGAGUCGCUCCCGCUUCUUUGUGUUUCCAAGUUAAUUCAGCUGCCUCCUGGUAACCUUAGAUAUGAGCCCUUCGACGUAGCACAAGUUUUGCACAGCAUCACAACCUAUCUCCGCGAUCACAAUAUUUUCAAAGGAUCGACGAGCUCCUGGUCAGUAGAAUCGUUUCGGGCUUUCAUGGUUAUGCUUGCCCUCGGCAUCCAGCUCCAAUCUGCGUCCAUCCUUCAAGACAUGGCAUUUCUUUUAUUGAGCACAAACUCAGCCUCGGCGUUUCCACUGCCCGCCGAAGACCAGCGCAUAUUUCAAGGGGUCAUGCACCUCCUCGGACACGCCCCGUCCCCCGAUGUGACAACUCGUUUGGCUCUACCGGUCCCUCGAUGCAUGAUCGGGUCGUGGGUCUUAGACGCUCUUCCCUUAUCACCUCGAGACGCCUUUGCCACAGAUGGUCGAUUCCUAUACAUUUACACUCGUGCUGGUCUGUUCAAAGUUGGGACUGGCGCAGCGGAAACUGUGCGCAACAUGGUGUAUCUGCACAAUCGCACUUAUUGCCGAAGCGCCGACGUCGAACGGUCGUGGCUGUGUCUGGUGGACCAGCACUUGUACUGCCGCACCGUUGCGAUGCCUGGAAAUAGCAUCGACCGCAUUUCGCUCGACUUUUCAACAGUGACCCCUCUAUACCUCGCUGGCGGGUCCGGACUCGGUGGUGUCACUUCUACCAGCGUAUACGCUUUGGUCUCGGACGGCAAGGCUCUGUACGCAAUCACAUGUCGCGAUAUUGUGGCAAACCGAUCGUCGAAAACUCCGAUUCCUCCUACACUCCAGCGAUCCAAGGUGAAACGAAAGGAACGGUCGACUUCUGUCGCCAUCUUAGAUGCAAACCCGAUUCAGGUAGGUAACCGAGUUGUACGAGGACCUGACUGGAAGUGGUCAAAUCAAGACGGUGAGGAGGGAAGCCCUGGAACCGUCGAGCGCAUUUCGACGUGGGGAGGUGUCCAAGGCAGCGGUAUCACUGUGCGGUGGGACAAGAAUCAACGCAUGAACACAUAUCGAUGGGGCGCGGAAGGGUGCUUUGACAUUCAAAUCAUCGAAGAAGACGCGAGUGGCAACAUCUUGACGCACAAACCAAUCAAGAUGGACAACCGGUCGGGCGGUGCUGCCGGCAAGUCCACGCCGGCACAACAUGAAUUUGUUGUGUACAAGUACGACCCGACGACGCUGGAAUCGUAUUUAGACCAAUCCGACCAAUGCAUGCGCGAGAUGUUGCACCUCCCAACUGGUGUCAAAAAGGAUGACAAGCCCGAAAAGUCAUUUUCGGCGUCCCUCCCACAUUUUAGCCAUACACAUGAACAUCCUGUCGGCGAAAGCGACUCCAAAACACCUUGGGUAUGUGACGGCCACCAGACCAGCUGCGUCGGUUCCGACGGCGUGCGGUAUCGUUGUUUGACGGGGUGUGACUUCGAUUUGUGCGCCGCCUGUCUGGCGGUAACGACCAACUUGGCUGACGUUGUGCCGCCCAUUUCUGCUGAUGAUGUCGUGGACGAGCUGCCGUUUUCUCUCGAAGACGAUGAGUUCUUCAAAGUGGAAUCGAUGCCCACGAUGACUGAAGACGCCCGUGUGGACCAAGAUGACCUGUUGGCCGAGUUGCAACAAGCGUGGCAGGGGCAAUUUGGGUCAAGGGAGUGUGCUGUCGCACUACUGAAGCAUGACUAUAACGUCCAACAAGCGAGUGAGUGGCUCGUGACAAGCGGAACCCUGCUGAAGCGCCGGUGCGUCAUCCCUGUCCGAAGAUCCCUUGUGCUCGAGCAAAACAACUUGACGCUCCUGGACCCGGUGUUGCUGAUUGCCGGGUCGUUUUAUACAACGGGGAAGCAACUUGGCAUUGUAGUUCCUGGGGCGAUCUGUCAUGUCGAGCCGUCGAAACGUCGACGGCAAGGUGACAUUUUGAACGUAUUUUCCAUGGCGUCGGGGACGCUCUUGGCGGACGUCCACCAAUCGGUGGCGGUGUCUGGAGGGUCGCCCAUGUGCUACGACCAUAUUCGAGAUCGAGUGAUCGGGCAUGAGUUCAAUUCCUCCGUCAUGCUGGAGUUUACCAACAUCGAGAAUGCGGUACCGGUGGACACGUCCGCACCAGCGUUGACCGAUCCUGGCGGUUUUAUUUUGCAUCAUUUGGUUCGGAUUGUGGGUCUGCGGCACCGACUUGAGCCCACGUAUUUCCCUCUGAAAACAAUUGAAAUGCACAUCCAACAACUCGAAGCGGGAAAACCAAAACGACGGCAAGUGGUGAAACUCAAGGCUCGGCUCGAAAUGAUGAAAAAACUGGUGGGUUCCGACCCUCGGCAAGGGUACUUUCUGCCAUUUUGCCCCACUGUGACGUGUCUCCCAGCGUUGUCAAGCUACAUUGUUCAUGCCGUCCAAGCUCGAUGGAGUCCUGACGUGGUAAACAAUUGGCUGUACUUGUUGGUUGGGUUCCUUGAGGAAGCCAUGUCUGCCGAUAUCACCUCGUUCGGAGAUUUCGACGCCGAGUCGUUGGAGGACACGCUCGUUCAAUUGUGCACUGGCGAAUGCGGUGAAGAGUACAUCGCUUCGACGUCGCGAUUGGCGCAACGCGCCCUGCUCUGGGGGAUGAACCACCAAGUGUUCUUUGCAUCGCCGGAGAAAUUGCAAGCGUCCCUAGCAAAAUGGUGCAAUUCGCUGGAGUUGUCUCGAGACAACAUGUCAUACGCGUUGUUGAUGCCGCUCAGUCACCCUACCCGAACCUACCCAGAUGCAAGUGCCGUCAAGGCGGGGUUCACGGGUAGUAUUCUUCGAACGUUUGCGUCGAGCUCGAUUUUCCUUCAACGACUUACGAUAUCUCCUCAAGUUUGGAUCUCCGCUCUUCUGUCCCUCAACAAGAAGGAACAUACGAUUCUAGAUCGUGAACCGAAGACACUUUCACCGACCCAACGAUUGCUCUUUUCCAUCACGGCAUAUAUGCUUCAACAGCCACUUCACCUUCAUGUGCCAUGGAUGAUUGAGACUGUGCUGACUGAGUGCAAAGCAUAUUUUAACGAAGACGACCGGCAGUUCCGAACGUCCCUUGGAGGUACCCUAUUGCCAUUGAUCGUCGCGGGCUUGGCGCAUCGACCAGAGUUGGCGAACACUCUCCUUCCAACCCUUGAGGACUUGCUGCUGUCCAUGGAUGCGGUGGUUGCUACCUUGCCGAAGUGUCAACAUGCCGAUGCGGCCUACAAGUCGACCGAACUGACUGGGUUUUUGUCCCCCGCCGAAGUCGCAGAGAGUCCACAUCCAUAUGGCCUCGGGGUCCCGACCUUUCGAAAACAACUGCACUUUUCUCAAGCGACUGCAUUGGAUCUUGAGUUUGACCACGCGUCGUGUACGGUCAACUCGAACGAUUUUGCAUUUGUGACGAGCAAUCCGCACACGAAUCUCGACCGCUUGUGCAUCGACCAUGCGUUCCAGGGCGACAAAUACUUUCAUGGACCAUCGCCGUGGCCUACGUCGAGCUUGGCGGGCGAUGCAGCCACGAUCGUGCUCUGUGCGACGACGCAUCCGGAUGACAAUGCCAAUGAGAAACUGCGCUACGGGAUUAAAUGCCAAGCCCGGGGGUACUUUGCAAUGCGAAUGCCAGCUCUUUUGCGCACUCAGCAUGCAUUGGCCCAACUUAUCAGCAACCUGGCUCGGCAACUCGUGGCUGACGAGUCCACGCAAGAUGUCUCGAAACAGUAUCUGGACGCAUUGUCCGCGUGUACUUCCCUUCCCGAAAAUAUCGUGGCCAUUGCUAACAACGUGGAUCAUCCAUUUGUAAAUCGACUCGAAAAGCAAUUCGGACGAAUUUUUCUGCGCAAGAGCAUUGAAUGGCGCCGAUGCACCAUGGCAUGUUUGGCUGUUCUCCUUGGUGUCAGUAAAGUGGAUAUUGACACUGUGGACGUCACGGAUCUUCGAUCGGUCGUUCAAGGCGUGUCUGACCUGCAACGGUUUAUGAUGAAGCAUUCUCAAAUUGAGAUCGAGUGGGCCGCUUUCCUGACUGACCAAACACCCAAGGACGGCGUAAUCGAACGCUUGGUUGGAAACGAAGAGCUGUUGCAAGGCCUCUGUUCAUAUCUCCAGCUGCAGGAACAAACUCCUGAAGCAAUUUAUGCCAAGUUGGAAGGUGCUCGAGGUUCCGGAGAUGUGUUAAAUUUGCCCAGCAUCAUCCAGCUUGUGGAAGACCGAGCGCGAUUGUUGCUCAACCAACGAAAAGUCCACUCAAAUGACAAUCACAAUCCGUCGGUGUCCCUCGACACCGUUGUUAAGUUUCUUCAAAGCUCGGUCGUGCCGACGGAGAUCAACAAGGUCAUCGCAAUCCACAAAAAGAACGCUAAUCGUCGACUGUCGGGUCUGAACGUCUUGCAUAACAUGCUUGGAUUGAAGAGCUUGAGCACUCGACAAUUGUUUAUGGGUGCAUUGUUACAAUCCAUGACGACCUCGACACAGAAAGUGGCGAUCUCGGACAACUGCGAGCUUUGCGGCUCGGAAUUGAUGGCUCAAUUGGAAGAUGGAUUAAAGAAAUACUUGAACACAGCGAAAUCUCUAUGUGAAAGAUCUUCCACCUUGUACUCCCACAAGGUGAUGCUUGGGUUGGAGCUGACUGCGUUUGCAUCCAACGAGCCCCACGACAGCUUCAUGCUUCCUCAAGUCAUUCAUCUCCUUCGGGACCCGCCAGUGUGGUCAUUACCCAACGCGUUGAACCACUUCGCAAAUGCUGUUCAAGCGAAGGACGCAUUCUCCCGCAACGUCAAGGGUUAUUCUGAAGUUUUGUGGAUGGUACUGCGUCGCCUCCUUCGGACUGCUGUGGAAGUUCCACUGGCCGCUCGCCUCGAGAUGUGCCACGCGCUGUUUCAAUUUGUCUCAACGGCGCAUGAAAAGGCUAGAAUUUUGGACCUCGUCCGUGGAAUUGUCGAUCGAAAUUGCACAUUGACUUCCAACUGGACGACGACGAUUGGAAGUCUGGUCGAUUUUGGUCAUUCUCCAAUGCUACUUCGGGCGGUUCGACGAUUGUUUGAUCAACUUGCUGCACCACAAGACACCUCGCUUGUACGUCGGAUAUUGCACGGAAUUGGGACAUGUUUGUCUGUGGAACGCCCAGCUUGUCCUGCGAAAGGCAGUGACUCGUUUGGUACUGUUCUGUAUUGGACCAAUUCAGCCAACGAGGCCCUGAUCAAGCUUGUGGCGCUUCUGGACGAUCAACUACACCCAGAAAUCCCGUCGUGGAACAUUUCGGUUGAUGCGACGAGCCUUGCCAAACAACAACACCUGCUGGACACCUCGAUCAUUCAUCGCUACGUCCAAUGUGACGGGUGUGGAUUGAAUCCACUGGUCGGACAUCGCUUCAAGUGUCGGUCGUGUUCAAACUACGACCUUUGCACAGUCUGCUACGUUGGCAACGUGCAUGAUCUAGACCACGUGUUUUUGCGGUGUUCGGACACAUCUGGUAACUCCGACCAACUUCCUCCGCGUAUAAGUGAGUCUUUGUCCGGUUCUCGACUGUGGAAGUCGACUCUCCUGCACUCCGAACUCCAGGCCAAGGGGUUUGCUGUGCUGCUCCUGUCAUCUGAAGCUGAAUGCACAGCGAUGGCAGAAAAAAUCACGUCGUCGCUCAACUUGUCGUGCUCGGUCACUGGUCUCGAGCAAAUUCGCCGGUUGCAAUCAUUAGCUCCGGAAAAAUCGGCUGCUUCGACCCCACGCAACACAAUGGCCGCAGCCAUUAAUGCUGCCGCCGAACCGCUGGAUGUGCACUCGAUUAAGCAAGAUUUGGCAUCUGACUUCAUCGCGCUAGUUCGCAAGUGGCUCACUCCUAGCUCGAAAACGUUUGGCGCGGUUGUGGCGUGUCUGAAACUCGUGCCUGGGUUUUCCAAGGGAUCCAAGACGAUUGCUGACAUGUACGAAGGGAUCGGCGCGGUAGCUGUAUUGGGAGGGACGGUCGAACACUUGCGUGAAGGCGGCUACGUGACGUGGAACCACGUCACUGCCCAAGUUCGAACCAUUUUCCAACAUCAAUUGAACCUUCAAUUAUCAUGCGGCCGAGUUGAAACGAAGGUGCAAAAGGCUGAAGUCGUUCCUGUAUCAGAAGUCGAAAUCGAUGCCGCCUGCGCCAAACUGUUUUUGGAGGUUCUGUACGUAUUUGAUGACAUUCUUCAAGAAAUCGAUUCGUGGAUCAAAUCCGACGAAGUGUGCACGUUUAAGUCGGAUGUGAGCUGGCGCGUGCUCAAAGCCUUGCAUGUCCUCGUUCCGUUGUGGCCGAGUGUGUCGGACAACCAAGUUCUUGCACUGUAUGGUUGUAUUCCUCCAACAUUGAUGGCACUUGCCCAAAAAUGCCCCGUCAGCAUGCAAUUCAUUUCGACAGAGUUGGGACACGCUUGUGAAAUGGCAUGGUUGUAUUUGCGCAAAAUGCAUCACUUUGUGGCGCUCAGUCCUUUCAAGUCGCAUCUCCCGAUUCCAAGCCCAUUAAACUUGUCGACUCAAAUCCUCGAUGCGGAAGACGACACAUCAGCCACGUAUUGGUACAACAUGUACUCGUACGCGACGCUAGCCGAUUUGCCUCAACAUCCUGGACGCAACAAAUUGCUUGACCACUGGGAACGCCAUGUAAUUCCAGCGAUUCAAAAGUACGUGCGGGGGUCGUUCAAGUCGUACGAAAUGGAUUACUUCUUUGCUCAACUCCGCGAGCCACUGCGAGAAGGAAACAACGCCGCCGCCCGACGAAUUGCGCACACAUUGUGCGACGGACACGUUCCGCCUGGCUGUCUUUUUCCAGACAACAACGCGGACUGGACGGCGUUGCAGUGGGACGACUUGGCAAUUGGAUCAACCUACCGCAUCGAACUGGACGUGGCAAGUGCUCCACCUGGUAUGGGUUGGUGCCAAGGCCACUGGGGCACAAUCGCUCUGAUUGACCCAGCGUCGAAGUUAGCACUCUUGCAAGUGAUCAACCCCGACACAGCGUCAUUGCAACACUGGUGGCUGUCCGUAUCGCAACUGCAAGGUGGCGACGUGGCACGUCCACCCGUUUCGAUGUUCGCCGAUCAAGUCCUUCAAACAAUGCACGUUUCGUCGAGUCGCGCAGUGUACAAGCUGGCCCGCGACUGUGUCUUUGCCAUCGUUCGAAAGUGCCCCGAAUUUGUUAGAGUCGACCUUGGCCACUCGUUGCAGCGAGGGUAUGCCUUGUCGGAUUUGCUCGCGGUUGCAGCAGACGAAUGGUCCCCGAUGGCGGUCGAGAAAUCGCACUCGAUUAAAGACGCGAUUCAGUUCCUUCAGGCAACGUCGCAUGUGCUUCCUGUUGUACCGAAACCCAAACAGAAGAAGUCCAAGGAAGUCAUAGUUGACGACGCUGUCGCAUUCAAGGACAUGGCGAAAUUCAUUGGGUCGCAGGUGUCCGUGGCGCUGAACAAAGCAAUGGAACACCACAAGUCGUAUGUCGUCACCAGCGCUAGUCCCCCGGAGCCGCUCGUUCACUUGCACUUGCCAGACGUAAGUUGGAUGGUCUUGACGUUCUUCGUCCAUCCAGUCUUGAUGGAUUUGCCCGCGGGAAGUUGCAUGGAAAUCUUCUUUGAUGAAGGUUGCACUCAACUAAUUCGAGGAUACUAUGGAGGCCGCAAAGGUCUCAGCAAGCUUCCCCCGUUGUGGGUUCCGUCAAAUUCGUGUUACAUCAAGAUGUCGAUAUCCGAAUACGCUCGCUACAAAGUUCGCGUCGAUGGUAUCCACGGGACGCUAGGUGUGGCAACGUGGCUGAAUGACUUGCUCAACGACCCGAAUCAAUGGUGCACUUUCUUGGACCUAUGCAACUGGCCUCCGCUGGUGCAACAAAUCGCAUUUGCGGCGCUGAUUCCGAAAAUGCCUCGGACGGUGUCGCCUUCUUUGGCGUACAAGCUGAAAGAACAGUGGAAGGCGGUGUUUGCGGAAGAGCGUCCAGUCUAUUCAACUUAUGCGCAGCAGUUGGUCGAAAUGCUCACGGUGGUUCAUUCCGACACGGAGGAUGUGAUCCAGUCAUUUCGACGAAUGACGAAAUUUGCAGAUGCGUUUACAGACGCGAGGACAAAGGAAGGCGUAGUCGGUCGCGUCCCAGUCGAUGAGAUCAAAGCUAUGGUCGACCGCAUGCGAGCCAGCGACUUCUACACAGAUCGACUACUUAUCUUGCAAAAACUACCCAAGACCUCGGACAUCGAUGGGCUCGUGAAAGCGGUAUCAAAGUGGGUCGUACACCUUUCCCUGGAGUGUUGUGGCGAAGCUGAUGAUCAGAGUAUGUUUUCUGCAACGGAUGUGACUCGGUUUGGAAUCCUCGCGCGAAUUCUCUAUUGCCCCACGGACUCGAGUGGAUUCUCAAUUGGCUAUUGCGUGGUGGACGUCGGUCGCGACGAUAUCAUUGAUAAGCUCAUGGCGAGCUUGACCGACACGCCGUUUUACUUCGAAGGUGAACACACCGAAGACGAUCCAGAGCUGAUGGCAUUCAUCCACCUCAGCGAGAAGUCCGAGUCUUCCUCUUCAGCGGCGCCGUCAAUGUGGGCGUGCGCCUCGUGUACGUUUGAAAACAAUGCCGACUCGACCGUUUGCAACUUGUGCGGGACGCUUAACCCAAACAAGGCCGCAUCACCGCCAGAGUCCGAUGCGUCCACCAAUGCUCCUGGCCCAAGCGAUGGAUGGACAUGCUCGGCUUGCACGUUUUUGAACGACUGGAACAACUCAACGUGCUCUAUAUGUGGCUCGGAAUGCGAUCAAGAGAGAAUCCUGACAUCUCUAGAUUCGCAAUCUCCUGUUGACGGUAUCGCGCCACUAGAUGGUGGCAAUGUCGAGACGCCAUCGACGACCAGCCAACAUCGUUUGUCGGUCCUAACUUUCAAAGCCGCGUACAAUGCCGGUCACAGUCGCGAUCCGCGCGUGAAUGAUAUUCUGAAUGCGUUGGUUCCUCGAUCAACUGCUGCGGAACUGAUCGCUUCUGCAGACGUGCCCACGUGUCCACGUGAGCGAUAUGUGGAAUUGCGUUCGAAAGGAUAUGAUCUCCAACUCACGUUCGGAAGUUUUACAUCGCUGCAACAAGCACUCGUCGCCAUGGGGAAGUGGACGUUUGCGAUGGACGUGCAACUCAUCGACGCUGCGCUCCAGCAAUGCCAUCGCAUUGGGCUACCAAACUUGACUCAAAUGUCGGUGAGCCACUUGGGGGCACUUGUCGACACGCAGCAUUCGCUGCUGACAGCACUGUCGUUACCAGAGCUUCGGCUGCGCUUUUUGAUUUUGCAGCAGUGGAACGUUCUGUUGAGCGAAACGUUGAGCCUUGUGGACUUUCACCAUGUCGGUGUCGGCGCAAAAUUGGUGAAGCUGCGGAAAUUGAUAUUCCCAGGAGUAAAAAUCCGUUUCUUCAAUCUCGUACAAGACAACACGACUCAAGGCGGCGAAAAGAAACCCACCGUCACCAUAGACCGUCUGCUCUGGAAGCGCGAUCCGUCCGUGUCGUUGUUCGAGUUCGUCCAAAAUCAAUUGAUGGCUGUCAAUCCACUUUCGCUGCGCGCCAAGCGACCACUCGGUGCAUCCGAUCCGUUCAUUGCAUUCAGUGUCGAUUUUAUGGGUGAAAAUGUCGUGGGCGAAGGCGGACCGUACCGGCAAUUGUUUAGCGACAUUGCCCACGAAUGCUUCCGGCUGAACUUGUUCCUACCAACCCCGAAUUCUACCCAAAAGCUCGGAAGUGGACGCGACAUGGUUUUGCCUCGACCAUCCGCAACUAGUCGACAUGACAUGGAGCAGUAUGAAUUCGUGGGGCUCUUGAUGGGAUGCUGCCUGCGCACUGGAGUCCACUUGCCCCUUCGGCUGGCUCCUUUGAUUUGGAAAAUGCUCGUGCAUCAACCUGUCGUUGCUGCCGAAUUGAAGCAAGUCGAUCAGGCACUUCACGAUAGCUUGAUCAGCAUCCAGACUGACGCAACACUACUCGAGGCGCUAACAUUUACGACAGCGUUAAGCGAUGGACACGUCGUUGAGCUUGUUCCUGGCGGUCACACCAAGCCUGUGACGAAGGAAAAUGUCGCCGAGUACGUCAGAUUAGUAACAAAAACGAGACUCGAAGAAUGCCGGCCCCAGGUGGAUGCGAUUCUUCGAGGCGUGGGCAAAAUUUUUCCUCUACAAUUGCUGCCUCUGUGCACGUGGACCGAGUUGCAGCAGUGGAUCGGUGGCAGCCAAGUGAUCGACAUCGAUUUGCUCAAGCGCCACACGAAAUAUGCUGCGGGUAUGACGGUUGAAGCAUAUCCGCAUUUGGAGUACUUUUGGCAAGUCCUACAUGGGUUUUCCGAGGAAGACAAACGCCGGUUCAUCAACUUUGCUUGGGGCCAAGAGUCCUUACCUGCCGAUGACGCCGAAUUCGACCGGACGCGGACCCGACUACUCAUCAAACCGCCGACUCAUGCUGCCAGCCAUUCCCAAGACUCGCUCUUGCCGAAAGCGGAUACCUGUUUUUUCAAUAUUGAAUUGCCCGCAUACAGUUCGGUGCAAGUGAUGAAGGACAAGCUGCAUUUGGCCAUUAACCUUUGCAUGAGCAUGGACGCUGACGACCCAUCUGGGCGGAUGGAUGUGUACUUCGAAGGCGAAUGAGGUGGAUGAGCCUGUAUUGGAAUACAGGCUCACGAAAUCACAACCAGGUCGGGGUAUGUGUCGGCUGUGUGGGCAAGGACUUCCUUGGACACACUGGUGGAAUCCAAAUCGAAUUAGUGUCUUGCGAAUUACGAUCCCACGUACUUUGUAUAUUUAACAUCCAUUUUCUUCAUCCGUUUGGCUUCGCGUUGGGUGGCCACUGCAUC